This is a messenger RNA of Trichechus manatus latirostris (Florida manatee), 1626 nucleotides long. It is a transcript of the gene CUNH14orf119, whose product is annotated as chromosome unknown C14orf119 homolog. The record is from RefSeq and is a predicted model, not a curated record. NCBI's taxonomy places the organism in Eukaryota, Metazoa, Chordata, Mammalia, Sirenia, Trichechidae. The transcript has 3 exons. Bases 520 to 945 code for a protein of 141 amino acids.
ACCACUUAGAACUCCCCGGGUUCCUCCGGAACUGCUCGAGUGUUUCCGUCUCCACAUCGGCACCAAUCAGUUCUUUCUAUCCUCCCUGCAGCUUCCCCUCCCUCACCCUGCUUUUCGAGUUCGGUUAUCUUCGUCUUACGGAGGCCUUGAACCGAAUCUAUUCGGAAGCCCUCGACUCUCGGAGUUAUUCGUCUAUCUCCGGUCCUAGGGCUGAGGCGCUGAGGCGCUUGGGUGUUUGGGGCUGGUCCGCUACCGGAAGUGCGUGGGCUUCUCUGCUGGUUCUGCUUAGGGUGUUCAGGAAAUAUGGCAGUGGCGGCGAUAGUUGGAGUCCAAGGACUCUUGUGACGGUCUCCGGGUGCACUGAAAGGAGAGGGGAGCCAAAGUUGAGAUUUUCCCUCCCUACGUAAUCUAACCGAAAGCGAAUGUCAGCUCCUCUACGGGCCAAACAGUUCUGCACCAGAGUCGACUAAGCGGGUUUACACGGAAGUCUGCAGGUGGGCAGUGGCAGAAGAGACGAGGAUGCCACGGGAAUCAUCAUCUUCAAUACCACUAUCCUUCCCUUCUCCUUUAUCCUCAGUGCCAGACAAUAUUAUUAACUCUUCCCUUCCUUCAAUGUCUUUUGUCACGUCCCGGGAGAUGAAGUGUGUUCUGCACUGGUUUGCAAGUUGGUCAGGUCCCCAGCGUGAACGUUUCCUACAGGACCUGGUAGCUAAGGCAGUGCCAGGAAAAUUACAGCCACUGCUGGAUGGUCUGGAGCAGCUUAGUCUGUCAGGGGCAAACCGACCGCCUUGUAUCUUUGAGUGCCAGCUCCGUCUUUGGGAUCAGUGGUUUCGAGGUUGGGCUGAGCAGGAGCGCAACGAAUUUGUCAGGCAGCUGGAGGUCACUGAGCCAGACUUUGUGGCAAAGUUUUACCAAGCUGUGGCUGCUACAGCUGGUAAGGACUGAUAGGCAUUAAAAUCAAAGAAGACAACCACAGCUGGAGUUGAGGCCAUGACUUUACAGUGAGACUUCAAUUCAGAUGUGCCACUCAGAGGUCUGGAGAUGGUAACCUGAUGAGCCAACUGAACUCACAGCACAGGCAUGGUCAUUUUAACAGUAGCUUAUCAACAGGACUUUUAGUGUAAAUAUUUUCCACUUAAGCAAAUCCAGAUCAUCAGUCUGCCUCCUAGCUUACUUCUUUCCAAGAGACUUUAAGCUCCCAAGAAUUUGAUGGCUUCUUUUGCAACUAUAACCAAAAGGAACCAAAGCAUUAUAACUCAAGUUUGGUCUACUGCUGGCUCAUGAGGAGUAUAAAGUAGAGCCAUCCUGAUAUAACCUGGUGACAUUCCAACCACUAGCUUUCCCCAGUGAUGAUGUAGUAAGAUUAUGGAAAAUCAGGAGAAGGCGGUAAUUAGUUACUCCCUCCUCCAUUGAAACCAAAUAGCAAUGACUUUCUUUCCAAAGCAUGUGCGAUAUCUUCAGAGCUGGUAGCAGGUGUUUCUAUUCUGUGACUUUGCUCACUUUGAAAACAAGUGACACUCUUUACGGGUUGAAGAGUUUAUUUUUAAUACCAAAAUAAAGAGUAGACUUUCAGAACCAUAAGUCUCUAUUUUUUUUCCUUGCAAGACUAGUACAAAGUUGAUACCU